Daphnia magna is the source of this 31428-nucleotide messenger RNA. It is a transcript of the gene Msp300, whose product is annotated as nesprin-1. Gene Ontology annotation, biological process: nuclear migration. Gene Ontology annotation, molecular function: actin filament binding. Gene Ontology annotation, cellular component: cytoplasm; nuclear outer membrane; meiotic nuclear membrane microtubule tethering complex. The record is from RefSeq and is a predicted model, not a curated record. NCBI's taxonomy places the organism in Eukaryota, Metazoa, Arthropoda, Branchiopoda, Diplostraca, Daphniidae.
GCCCAACUCGUAACACGUGUUCCACUCUCGUCUCUCGCCUCUCUUUGUAUAUCUCCGAUUGCUUGUCUCUUCCAGCUCUGUCGGUUUCACCAGAACGACCGAGUCGGAACUACCUCCGCUAUAAUCUCAAUACCUCCUCUAGAACGGGUACGCGUUUUCUAAAACUGGAUUCGACCGCUGGACCAUGGCAGAUUGGUGAUUGGCUGAAACGGUAGAGCGUGACCAAGCGAAGAUUCAUUUUCACGGACAAGAUCGAGGAUUUGUCGCACUUGUUUCGAAAAUUGGAAAAGUCAAUUCGAAACGAAAAUGGCGUAUAAUUUCCAACACAACAAGUCGCCACAGCCUUUUGGCGGGCGCGGAAAGCAGAGCGACGGUGCUGCAUCAUCACGCAAUAUUGGCGUUCCAGCUGCUCCUGCCAGUCCGUUCCGGCCGGCCUCUUCGAGUCCGCUACCCAUGGCUCCGCGAAUGUCUGCACCGAUGGACCUUCACGCAGCCAGUCCGGGACCGAUGAUGCUCAGGCGACAGCUACUUUCGCCACCGUGCGGCUCAUCGGCUUCUCCGCAAUCUUCGCCUUGCCCGUCGCCCGUUGCCGGCGCUCGCCUCCGGCCUCAUUCCAUAGCCCUGACAUCAGCGGAAGGUGGUGGUGGCUCUCCUCAACAACAGUUGCAACACUUUUUGGGUUUCGGUAGCGGAUCGCAAAGCGCUUUCCAACCGGUUCCGGCCGUCGUUCGUCGACAGGCCCCGUCAGCCGCUGGCAACGGCCGCAAUGGAUCUGUUUCACCACGACCGGCUUCUUGGGUUGGAAGUCAUUCAUCUUCGCACGGACCUGGACCUAUGUCACCCAGUUCCGUUCUUUCGGCCGGCUCGUUCGAGUGGGGCUACGUACCCGAACCUGGCCAGCCAUCAUCAGCCGACAUGAUUGCCUCACAAUCGCAAGACUACAUAGACGAACGCCUACAAGAAUUUCAGGCCACCAUCGUCCAGCUGCAAAAUGAGCAAGAACGAGUGCAAAAGAAGACCUUCGUCAACUGGAUUAACUCGUACCUCUCGAAGCGAGUUCCACCGCUUCGAGUGGAUAACUUGAUCGAAGACUUGAAGGAUGGCGUUAAACUCAUUGCGCUGCUGGAAGUCCUGGCCAACACAAAACUGCCGGUCGAGAAGGGAAAAAAUAUGAAGAAGGCCCACUUUCUCAGCAAUGCCGACACGGCCAUGAAUUUUCUGCGCUCCAAACAGAUUAAAUUGGUGAAUAUCAACCCGUCAGACAUCAUCGAGGGUAAACCAUCUGUCGUUCUUGGUUUGAUAUGGACCAUCAUUCUCUACUUCCAGAUUGAAGAAAACACAAAAAUAUUGGAGUUGGGUCCUCGUCCUAGCAGUUGCAGCAGCUUAGAAAGCAGCGCUGGCCUGAGAGCCAGUCCUGCCCAGUUGCAACAUCAACCUCAAUAUUCGGCGGAGAAGAAAUCUUCGUCCGUUUCUGCCGGUCCGGCAGAAACCCGACAGCCCGCACGUGAUAGGACAGGAGCCCGUAAAGCGCUCCUCCAAUGGGCCCAAAGUGCCACCAAAGAAACAACGGGUGUGGUGGUGAACGAUUUUGGAACAAGUUGGCGAGAUGGUACGGCCUUUAUUGCUAUCGUCAAUUGUAUUCAACCGGGCACCAUCGAUGCGGAAGCGUACCGCAACGCGCCCAAUCGCGUACGUCUCGAGGCCGCGUUCCAGGCAGCAGAGCAAAAUCUGGGUGUUGCUCGUCUCCUGGACUCAGAAGACGUCGAUGUCAACAAGCCAGACGACAAAUCCAUUAUGACGUACGUUGCUCAGUUUUUACACAAAUAUCCCGAACCGGGCAAAGGGAAAAAACCUGGCGAAGCCGGAAGUGCUCCGUCCCUGGAACAGCAACAGUAUCGCGAUUUCGUCGCUUGGCUUAACAGUAAAAACUCUUUGCUGGAACAACUGCAAGGCGGCAAAGGUUAUGGUUUAGAGUACAAGGAUUAUGAGCAGCUGAAAACGGAAUUCGAAGCCCAGCAGCGCGUCCUGGAGCAUUUGCGCGCAGUGGUUCAUCAACCUGGACGCGGGAUACCCGGCGUUACUUACGAGUCAUGGCAACAAGUCGAACUGUCAUGGCAGAAGCUCGAGACGCAGCUGCGCCAUUGGCAAUGGACACUGGACACGAGCUUACCAGGGAUGCUGGGCCAGGUCGGCGAAUGGCUCAACAACGCCGAACAUCUUCUCUGCUCUGAAGAUGUGCCGCCCAACUUUGACGACGAAGCCGCCAACGCUUUGAAAGUCAAACUAGAUGAACAUAAACAUUUCUUCGCCGAAUUGCCAGCCAUAAAUGCGGCUUUUGAUAGCGCCAUCGGUGAAUCGUUGCCGACUGGCGUGUCAGCUGGACAAAUCCAGGAUAUAGCCGCACGUCUACAAAUCUUACCGGAACGUGCCGCCCAUCGCGCAGCACGUCUUCGCUUCCUCGAACACAAAUGCUGCAUUUUGGCGUUCCUAGAUUUGACUGAAUCCAAAUUGAAAGCUUGGUCCGUCCGCUACGGGACCGAGGAGACCAUUAUUCUCAUGCUGGAACAGUACCGUGUCUUUGUGUCGCGAAAUAAACUUUUUCAAGAAUUUGAAAAGGCCUUCGCCGAAAUGCAGCAAGUCGCCGAAGAGUAUAAACGUGAGUCACGAACGAUGGAGCUUCGCGAACUCAACGAGAUUGACCAAUUCAUUUACAGCUCGGGCGAGAGAUGGCGUGUGCUUUCGACCGGUCUCCGCUGCGCUCAAGGAAUCCUUGAGGAAGUUUUGACCUACUGGAAGCGAUGGAACGCUCAGUGUCCUGCUUUCGAGCAAUGGCUCAAUGUUGCCGAACCCAUGCAACUGAACACAGAUUCCGAAGAAGAGAAAAUGGAGUUCUUUCAAGACAUCGGCACGUGGAAGGAAAAAUACGAGCAACUGGGCGAGACGGCAGCGUUUCUGGUUACCACUUGCGAACCCAGUAUUUCAAGGUCGAUUAAAUUGCGUAUCGAUGAGAUAACAAGUCGCUGGGAAUCAUUAUUCGAUAACGUCCGACAUUACCUUCAAGCUGGGGAGAUCCUCCGCCAUCGCAAAGAGUACCGACAAGGAUCGGAGAAGUUGGAGAAAUGGAUCGUCCGAGCUAAUGAGCUUCUCUCUUCGAUUCCGGUCGGCAAUUUAGAAUCGAUGAAACGUUAUGGCGAUGAUUUGCAGCAGCUCUACUCUAGUGUCGAUGAAAUGGAACAAGUACAGAAGCACAUCAGCCGUCACUUUCAAUCGCUCGUGUCCGAGCUCAGCACUGACGAGCUGCAGGCCAUUAGCGGUUCGCUGAAACGGCAAAAGGAGACGCUGGUCCGAAUUCGAGCGCUCAUUGCUGUGCGCAUUCAACAGUACCACCAACUACGCACGCAAAAAGAAUCGUUGGAAGUUGGAAUCGCAGAAAUCGAAAACUGGCUCACCGAGGCACAGAAAGCCCUGGAAUCUUUGACUAAACUGGACACGGACCUAGAAGCCACUACGCAAGGACUGGAGAGUCAUCAGGCUUUCUUCUCCCGUCUCGUAAACUACAAACUCCUGCUGGACGACAAAUGGAAAGUCUUUGAAACGAUGAUCAGGUCCAGCCCGGCCUUACCGUCACAAGGCCCAAAUAGCGAUGACGAAGACUUAUUGGCUACCCGUCAAAAACUGGAAUACUUGACGGCUGGCAUUGCAGAAGUCACGAACGAUUCGCAUGAAUGGGAAGUCCGUCUAAUGGAUGGUAUUCAAGCUUGGAGAUAUUAUCAGGAAUCGUUGCGAUUGACGACGCAAUGGAUUCAUCGUGCUGAGUCACUGCUGAUGGCCGAGAAGAACGCCAAUGCCCAGCAAUCGCUGGAAUUGCAUGCAUCCUUCUUUAACGCGGUUGACGAACGUCUAGUUAACAAUCUUCAAGCUGCAGCUACUCAACUCUUACAAUGGCUGCCUGCUGAAUCGAUGAGAAAGAUGACAGUAUCAGAUGCUGCGCAGACGACAUUAGAGAAUUGGCGACGUCUCAUUGGCCUGGCUCCAGUGCAUCGUAUGAAAUUGGAAUUCCUACUGGAUCAAGACGCUUUUGCUAAUUUGGCUCGUGAUGUUGAUCAACAACUGAUAGCCGAACAACAGGCGCUCUCUCUCAGCGGUACCAAUACGGCCCAAUUGCUGGAACAACAUCUUCUCUGGUUCGGAACGCCGGCCGGACCGGCUGUCAGCCAGGCCCGUGUGCUAGUGGAGAGACUGGAACACACAGCUGCGUGCAUCCCUGAUGUAGAGAUUCAACAGGCUUUCGAGAACGUGCGUAAUCAAUGGAAUACGCUGAUGCAGCGGGCCGAUUGGCUCCUUGGCCAGCUGCAGGCUAUUCCGCAAAAAUGGAACGAAUAUCAAAUCCAUUUUGAUGAUAUGGUGCGAUGGAUGGGCAUGGUGGAUCAAACGAUCGCCAACAUGUCGGUAGACGCCCAGUCCCUGGACAAUUUCAAUCGUCUUCGCGAAGAGUUCCAGUCUACCUGCAGUGACGUGGAUGCCCGUCGUGAAAGCAUGAAAUGGCUUGUCCAGCGACUGGAUUCCAUGUUAGGCUACAAAUCGGAAGAAGAAGGAAAUAUGGCCCAGCACCAAUUGGAGGAAUUGAUUGCCCGCUACAAGAAUCUGGUACUCGUCAUUGAAUCGACUCAAGCCAAGACGGACCUGCUCACUAAAUGCUAUACUUGUCGCCAAGAGAUACACAAGACUUGCGCCGCUUUGGAAGCUAUUCAACCGAUGGUUUCAGCAGAACAAGAGAGUAAUGAUUUAUUGUCAUUGGAUGCUGAUACUUUGAAACAAGAAGCCGUGGUGAAAGAGCUUGACGGACAACGGGUAGCCAUUGUCAGCUUGUUACAGCGUGGCAAAGACCUUCAGCAUCAUCAAGGAGCUCCUGAAUUUCUUGCUGAACAAGUGCAUCACCUCGAAACGGUUUGGAAUGACACUUUCGAAUUGGCCAACAAUAAACUAAAGAAACUUAAAGGAUCUGGACGCUUGUGGCGUGACUACCAGGAACAGAAGGCUGACAUCAAUCAAUUGCUGCACAAAGCGGAAGAAGAAUUGAAACAGUGCUAUUCGAAUUUCGAUCCGCUUAAAAUCGGUAGUGAGCUUAAAGCCCGUCUCGAGGCCGGUGUUGAACUGCGCCAGGCCACCGACGAUAUCUUGCGUAAAAUGCGUCAGAUUUUGGACGAACUGAAUCACUGCGUCAGCAUCGAGCAACGCCGUUCCCUCGAAGAAGAGUUGCGUGAAAUUGAGAGGCGGACCGAAUCGAUCCGCUCACUUAGCCUGGACAAGAUCGCAUUGUUGGAUGAAUUCAGCUCACGGUUGAAAGCACUCAUGGCACAGGUGGAAUCCAUUGUCAAUUGGCUCCAAAUGGCUCAGAAGCUCCUUCAGCAGUUACUGUCUUUGAAUUUAUCACCUCAAGAACGAGUCAAACGAACGGAAGAACUCCAAACUUCCAUCACCGAAAAGAUGGAACUACUUUUAACGAUCCAGCAAGAAGUGGCCGAAUUGCUUGCCAUGCAGCAAUCCGCAGAUCCUUCGUCCGGACCUCCUUUGACGUCUCAACGUCUUUUAGGCGUUGACGUUGCUGGCUUACGUAACACUAUCACGCAAAUGAGCGCAGCUGUCCAGGAGCAAAGUCAAAGCGUUUUCCAGGAUAUGGAACAUUGGCGAGAAUACGACGACCAGGCCAACGAAGUUAAACCCUGGCUGGACGACGCCGAGAAGCGAACAGCUGUCAUCAUUACCCGGCCCAGCACCGUUUCGGAGAUGGAAUCAUUGCUGGACGCUGCCCGUGUUUUCGAGGACGAAUGCAAACGGCAACUGAUCAAACUGCAGCAAAUGUCUUCCCAUUGCCAACAAAUGUUUAACCAGUCCAGCACUCGCGACGAAGUAGAUGCUCUGCACAGCCGCUGGAACGGUGUUCACGAUACGGUGGUACAGCAACUUCAGCGUUUGGAACACUUGCAAGAUACGUGGACGAAAGUGAUUAGUAAAAUGGAUUCCAUCGUUGAAUGGCUUGAUUCUGUCGAAACUCAACUUGAUUCACUGCAACAACUUUCUUCCAACUUGGGCAGCCUUGAAAAUCAACUGGGUGACUUGAAGAAUGUCAUGAAAGGAGCUUCUGAAAAGCAAUCGGAUUUAAUUGUGCUGACGCAAGAGUGUGAUACGAUUGUUCCUCAACUCUCCCCGGAAGGAGCGGCAAAUUUGCGUUGCCAGGUGAUGGAUUUGAAGAGUCGUGUUUCUCAGCUGUCCGAUUCUGCCCGCCACCAGAUCAAUACAGUGUCAGAUGCCAUUGUUCAAAGGCAAGAUUUACUUGGCCGAGAAACGGAGCUGGUUCAAGCGUUCCGCGAGACCGAAGAGGGUUUGAAACAGCUGAGCGAAGUGGAUGUACGCCACUUGGAUGCCCCGCUUGAAACGGCACAUCAGCUGUUGCAACAUUUGGAAAACCAGCAGCCUCGGGUAAACGCCUUGCAAGCGGAGAUAAGCCAACUACAAGAUACUUGCACCCCGGAAGAAAGGGCCGUCUUAGCCGAAAAAUCUAAGGAACUGGACCAAACGACAAAGGGAUUGGUGUCCAGACUUACUGGUAAGAAUGACUGCUUGAAACGCUGGAACGCUUUGGCCGGCUGGUCAUUGGCUGCCAAUGAUCAACUGAGUCAUGUCUUACAGCAACUUGAAGACCAGAAACCUGGAGCUCAAGAACUUGCCCAUUUGCUUGCUGAAGCUGAUGAAGUCCAGUUGCAAUGUGACGCCCAACUAAGUGAAAACGCAGACCUUGAUCAAGAGACUCGUUCCAGCGAAACUGCCAUCAAAUUGGGUCUGUCCACAACUCCUUGCACAGUGGUUAGUUUUGUAGGUCAAGUUGAAAAACAAAUCAAUCGAGUCCGUGGUUUGGUAACGGACCGUACUAACCAAAUCCGCCAAUUGGAUGAGAAAUGGAGUCAGUUUGAACAGGAACGUGAAAAACUGUUGCAGCAAUUGCAAGCCAUCAAGUCAGACGCCGAUGGACUGUCUGCGUCUGAAAGCAAUUUGAGCGGAAUUGAACAUUUCCUGCCCGCCAUACAUGCGCUCCUAGAUCGAACCAAACAACUAGAAGUCGAGAAAGAGAAUCUCCACAAAGUUGGAAAACAUUUGACGCAGUUGAGCUCAGCAACGCUGGGAUCAAUUCAAAACAAGCUGAGUUCUGUCGAUAACGACUAUGACCUCAUUCAACGCAAACUACUAGAGCAGCAAACCCAAUGUAAUGACAUCCUGUCCCUUUGGAAAGAAUGCUCCGAUGCCAAACUACCUAUCCAAACAACUAUUAGUAGUGCAGCAAAAGUCUGCAAUGAUGUUCAAGAUCGACAACCUGAUGAUUUGAAUGAGGCCGUCCGAUUGAGCGAUCAAUGCCGAAAAUCAGUUGAGCAGCUGCGGAAGUGUCGCGCUCCCCUUGAUUCUUUGGCUAUCAAGAGCGGGCACUUGCAUGAUAGACUGGACCGUCUUUCAGGCUUUGACUCUUCUAUUCUGCGCAAAGAAAUGGCAGAUAUGCAGCACGAAUGGACAGAAGUUCAAUCGGCCCUUGGUGGACGAAUUCAAACUCUUGAUAUGCAACAAGUUGUUCUGCGUCAGAUCGCCAAUCUCAAAGAGGAUAUUCUCAAUUGGACCAGCGAUUCCAGAGAAGCUUUGGCCGACACACUUUCACAACCGACCGACUUGGAUCUAAUGGAAUUGAAGCUGAAGAAAGUCAAGCAGGAAUUGCCGACAUAUGAGGGUAUCCGCGAGAGCAUCCGUACCAAAAUCGAUCAAUUGACGGUAUUGUGCCAAGGCCACUGCCCAGCUUCCAUUAACAGUCUGCAAGACCUAAUCGACCAAGAAAUCGACCAAACGCAAACUCUUUGUGGCCAGCUGGAAUCCUCCAUCACGACGACAAAACAUGAAGAAGAUGAACUGUAUCUCGAUGUUAAAGCCUUGACGAAUCAGAUCAGCGAAAUGAAGUUGGAAUUAAAGAGCUGCGAGGAUAUGAUGGGCAACGAUGAGCAGCUGGCCCAACAAUUCCGUGCGUGCCAAAAUAUUGCAACAGGGUAUCCCCAACUCCAGGAAUCGCUAAAGACCUUGAAGAAACGAUGUGCCAAAUUGGAAUCUCAGUGUGGGACAGCCGGCGAGGGUUUCCCACUUGCCAAAGAAUUGCGGGCCAUUCAGAAACAAAUGGACGCACUCGGAGUUCAAAUAAAGAAACAAAGCGACGGUUUGCACGGUAUACUCCAGAAACGCUAUACCGAGCGGGUGGCCAUAGUCCAACGAAUCAUAGCCAGCUGUCGUGACAAACUUGACUGGUGCUCAUCGGAGCCCAGUGCUGAUCGCUUCGGCAUUGAGGCAAAACUGGACGCCUUACAAGCAGUCGAAGGGAGUUUAGCGGACGCAGAAAACAAGUUUGCCGAAGUGCAGAGCGUUGCAACUGCUCUCGCUUCCAUUUCCGAAAGUCAGAAAGGUGAAAUUGAUUCAUCAGUCACGGCAAUGGCGGAGAAGCUUCGUAAUUUGCGUGAGGAUUGUGACGAUAAGCGCCUUUCCAUCGACCACAACAACGAUUUGUUGCGUCGUUUCGAACUGACUUCAGAGAACGCAUCUUCGUGGCUGCGAGAUGUUGAGGCGGUAAUUCGCAGUGAAACAGUUAGCCAGGCUGGAGUCGAACAAUUGGCUGAUAAAAUCCAAUCAAUCACUGAACUUUAUUCGGACAUUGAAAGUCAUCGCCCUGAUAUCGACGAAGUUAAAGUAAUUUCAGACCAGGUUAUGGCACUAAUGCCCGAAUCGCACGUGUCCCACUUCAGCAAUCAUCUAGCCAUGCGCUUCACUACGGCUCUCAAGUUCGUUCUGUCUUGUCUGACUAAACAAAAGACUCUUCAGUCCGGCUAUUUAGAGUACCAAACGGCUCUUCAAAAAAUGGAAGCUUGGUUGCAAUCAGCAGACGACCAAUUGCGCGUUCAUGAAAAAGACGUCACAGCUGUUCCAGGAUCCAAACCUAGUUUGGCUUACCAAUCGAAAUUGCAAGCGUUGAAACAAUUUAUGGAACAAAAGGAUGAAGGCCAAUCAUUACUCAACCAAGCUGUGCAUACUGGCGACAGCCUGGUUCCUAAUAUUACAGCCGAAGAUAAAUUGGCUAUUCGAGUGGCUUUGCGGAACCUUCGCGAUCGCUGGGAAUCACAUCUGGAUCAAGUUAACAGUCUCUACAAGAAAGUUGAAGGCAUCAUCUUGCAGCUUUCGUCUUUCGAUGACAGUUGCCGUCAAAUCCGACGCUGGAUCGAAGAAACGAGAAAACGCUUCAACGAACCUGAAAUUGAAGAGGAAGGAGAGGAUGUCGAUCAAUCGCAUGUCCACGACGUCAAAGAGCAGCUGCAGACCUUCCGUAUUUUAGCGCAAGACGUUCUGUCACACCAGAGCCUAAUCAAUCGGCUCCGCGAACGUCUCCAGGAAAUCUCCAAUCCAGAUGCGGCUGCUACAGUCGACGACAUUGCGGCCUCCUACCAGAAACUUAUCACGGAAAGCCAAGAACGCGUUGCUGUGCUGGAAAAACAGGCCGCAGAUUAUGAUGCUUACGUGUACAGCAUUGAAACGUUCCGCGAUUGGCUGACUGGUCUGUCAGCCGAUCUCACGCUGACCGAAGAAGGUGUAACGGAUAAAGCGUCUGCCGAGACCAAACUUAGAGUCAUUUCAGAGCUAUUGCAACAGCGUGAAGAAGGUCAACAACUUCUGGAACGCUGCGGAUUUUGUCUGGAACAAUGUCUUCAAUCGGCAGGAUCUUUUGUUGGCCAACUGGAUCCUAAAGUUGAAUUUGAAAUUCAGAAAACGAACUGGAACGCCUUUUUAGCCGAAUGUCAAGAACGGAACGAUCGACUGCUGUCAGUGUGCUCACGCUGGACUGCUUUUGAAGACACGGCGCAAACCUUAGCUCAAUGGCUGCGCCAAAUGGAAGGCCGCGUCCAAGAUCAAGCUCUCAAAGCGACUGUGGCUGCCAAAGAAACGCAUCUAGAGAAGCUCAUUGCGGCUCAGUCGGAGAUCUCACAGAAAGAACCUGAAUUCUCCGCCAUUUUGCAACUGAACCAACAGAUCGAAGGUGAUUCUACCCUUCAGGUGCAAGUUCCUCAGAUGAUGGCCCGCUACCAGACACUCAUUGGAACUGCUCGCGAGAUGAUUACUCGUUACCAGCAAUACGUUAAGGAACACAAGGACUUUAACGACCACUACGCCGAAUUUACAAAACAGACGGAAGAGCUUGCUGGACGCCUUGAUUCAUGCCGUGAGAUUGUUGGAGAUUUCAAGAUUCUCCAGGAAAAACGGGCAGAACUGGAUCAAUUGCAAGAGCAACGUCUCGAACUGGACAAGAGCGGUGAUACGUUGGUUGACAUGGGUGAAAAGCUCUACGUUCACACGGGUCCUGACGGCCGGGAAAUGCUUCGCGUCCAGCUGAAAGUGGUGCGUGAACGAUGGGAAGCGCUGUGUGAUGACCUGGUCGCAACUGCUACCGAACUGGAUCAAUGCCUCCAACAGUUCUCUGAAUUCUCUGCCAGCCAAGAGCAAUUGACUCGUUGGCUAAAAGAGGUUGAGCAAUCUAUGCUUCAACACUCUGACCUUAAAUCAACACUUCAAGAAAAGCGUGCCCAGUUGCAAUCUCACAAGAUCGUCCAUCAGGAGAUUCUUGCGCAUCAAACGCUUGUUGAUUCAGUCUGUAGCAAAGCCCAGCAACUGAUAGAUCAGACGCAAGAUAAAUCACUCAGCGUCUACAUCAUUUCCAUUCGACAAUUAUUUGCCAAUAUCGUCAGUAAAUCCGACGAGCUGAUGAAUCGAUUGGAAACAUGGGUUAAGGACCACACACAACUGAGUUCACUGGUCAAAGCGUUCCAGGAUUGGAUCACUAGCUUCCGUGACGAAACGCAAAGCUUGGCAGAUACAAUAGGUGAAAAAUCUGAAACCAAAAAGAAAAUCAAGACGCUGGAUGAAAUACAGGGGGGACAGGAGCAAGGCCGUUCCAAAUUGGAAGAGAUCCAAAGUUUGUGCUCGACCGUAGUGGCGUUUACAUCACCCCGUGGUUGCGAACUGCUGGCCAAAAGCGUGGCCAGUUUGCAAGAUGAACUGGAAGCUGUAUCGACAAGCCUUCAAGAAAUCAAACGAAGCCAAGAGGCAAUUCUCCAGCGAUGGCAAUCGUUUGAAGAACGACUGGAAUCUUGCAAUGUUUGGUUGCGCCAACAGGAAACUGCUUUCGGCGAACAGGCUCUACAGGUGACUUUGCCGGACAAGGAGGCUCAACUUGUUAUCUUUCAGACGGCCCGUGAUACCAUCACUGGCUACGAACCUGAAGUGGAUGCCUUCGUAGAUCAAGCAACGGCAUUAUUCCAGUCAAGUGGUGUCGAGAGACUACGCCCUUUGAUAAGUCAAAUCAGCUGCAAGUAUCAACAGUUACAUGUCCAGAGCAAAGAAGUCGUUUCUAAAUGGCACGGUAUCGUCGAUGAUCAUCGUCUGUACGAAGAGAAAUUCUUUGAAACUAUCGCUUGGAUUACGUCAUUAGAAGAUGUUUUGGAAUCAUUGCUCAAAUUUAAAGAUCAAUCAGAAACGGGCAAUACCACAAUUAUAGGUGUGCAGAAUUUGAUGGCCGAAAAGGAACAAGCCUCCCAUCGUCUUGGCUCGCUCACUUCAGCUGGUGAGCGGCUAUUCCCCGAUACAGCCUCCGCUGGCCGUGAAAAGAUUCGACAAGAUCUGAAACUUUUACGAUCACGUUGGGAGGAACUUGAACGCCGAUUGAGCGAGCAGCACAAAAGCCAGGAACAACAGCUCCAGCGUUUGUCUACUUAUCAAGACGGCAUUGUCCAGAUUAGCGUUUGGCUAGAUACAAUGGAGAAGUGUGUUGCCAAUGACCAGUCAGGUCUCCAGGCGGCUUCACUUCCGGAAAUCCGGUCCCAUCUUCUGAAACAGAAAACUUUCUUGCAAGAUGUUUUGACUCAUAAAAGACAAGUGGAAGCGCUAAAGGAACGAGCCAGGUCACUGGUUGAGGAUUUGCCCAGCUCGGUUGGUCAGCCCAAAGAAAGUCAAGAUGUUCAGAGGACCAUUGGCGAUAUCACUAAUCGCUAUGAGAUACUGACUAACGGCUUGCAGGGAGCCAUUGCUAAUUCUGAGUGGCUGCUGGACGUUCUUCAGCAGCAUCACGACUUGGAAAAAGCCCAAAGUGAUUGGCAACAGCAAGCAUGGUUACAACUUAAUUCAAACACGGAUUAUGGUGGAAGUAAACAUGCACUUAAGAUGCGCUGUUCUAAAAUUUCUGAAAUGAUGAUCGGCAAGGAUGAAGGCACCGCCAAUCUGGACGUCAUUCGAGCUCACCUGGACAAGAUAGCUGAUCGUUUAUCUCCACGCGUGAAGGAAGCGUUGCAGAGGGCACUGACUAAUGCAAACUACGAGUUUGAAAAAUACGUCGCCGGCCUGGAAGAUGUUCGGCAUACGCUGGACGACCGACUUCAGCAGUGGAACGAGUAUGAGGGAACGUUCGACCGUCUCCUAACGUGGCUCUCUGAAACGGAAACCUCGCUUAAAGACUAUAUUCCACGCUCAACGUUGGAACAAAAGGAAGAGCAGCUGGAAAAGUAUCAGGAUCUUCCUCGUCAGAUAGAGUGUCGAUCUAGAGCAAUCCAGGAUUUCAUAGCGCUUGCAGACCAACUAGAGCAAGCAAUCGUGUUCAGCAUUGGACGAAAUGAAUCAGAUAUCGACAAGAUGAGCGAUGAUUCGUCCGAUUUAAUGCAACUGUCUGGUGAGACGAGAAUAAGCGUCAACGUUCAGCAGAUAUCGUCAAGAUUCCAAUCAAUGCAAGUUGCUGCCAAAGAAAUCCUUAAGAAAUGCGAACAGGCUGUCGGCGAUCAUCGGCUCUAUUUGGACAAAUACAAUCAAUGUGCCUCAUGGCUAACGGCCGCCCAAGAGAAAUUCUCCGUUACCUGUUCGGGUGAUGGAGAACAAGACGACUUGAACACCAUCGAACAAAAAAUCAAAGUCUUUGAACAAAUUCUGGCUGAGCAACAGCAAGGCACUUCCAUGUACAAUCGAGUCCAAGAGAUGGGUGAGAAGCUGUACGCCACAACGGCCGUUGAGGGCCGUGAAACCGUGCGGAUUCAAAUGCAAGAACUGCAAACUGCCAUGGAAAGCUUCUACGACAGCGUCGCUAGUAAAGAACGUGAACAUCAAGCAAAACGUUCCAGAUGGAUCAGUUUUGAGUCCGCUAGUGAUACAUUGCGCAAAUGGUUAGCUGAUACUGAACAACAACAUCCGUCUGAAAUCAAGUUACACGCUACACUGGAUGAAAAACGAGCCCAGCUCAGCACUUACCGAACAUUGUUGCAGGAUGUCCUGGCCCAUCAACAAGCUAUUCUUGAUUGCCGUGAUAGAGCUCAUUACCUACCUGAAGGGGGCUUCAAAGAAGACCGUGACAAAGUAGACGACUUCGUCGAAUCGGCAAGUCAGAAACAUCAGUUGUUAUUGAAGCGUGCCCAGUCGUUUGUAGAACGUUACGAGGCUAUCGUUAGCGAUCAUCAACAGUACAGCAAGGCCGUCAUGGAUGCUCAAGAAUGGCUGGAUGCUACACACGGAGCUAUCGAAAUGUGGGGAGAUAAUCGUCUGGAACGAAUCACUUUACACGCCAACGUCGAACGGCUCAAGAACUUGCAACUUGCUCUACCUGAGGAACAAUCUCGUGUCAAACAGAUCCAGGUGUUGGGCGAAAAAGUGUUACCUGGGACGUCAGAAGUAGGACAGAGUAACAUCCGUUCGCAGAUCGACUGUUCUCAGCAAGAAUGGGAGAGUUUGCUUAGCACGCUUCAGUCUGCUAUCGAAUCGCUGGAAAGCAAACUGAAACAAUGGAGCGAUUACGAGACGUUGAAAGAAAAAUGCCAACAAUGGCUACGACAGGCGGACGGUAGCUUCCAUGCAAUCGAUCUAAAGGCAACCUUUGAAGAGAAGCAGAGCCAACUGGAUCAAAUGAAAACCAUGCAGAGCGAACUUCGAAGCAAAGAGUUGGAGAUCGAUCAAGUCACGGAGAAAUCCCAGCAAUUGUAUAAGAAUCUUCAAUCUCGGUCAUCGCAGACUUUAGAACUCGCCCCUAAAUAUCAACAGAUCAUGUCCCGCAUCAAAGAAUUGUCGGGCAAGUGGCAGGAGUAUGUCAACACCCAUCAAGAAUUUCAUACUCGGCUUGAAGAUUGCUUCAGGUGGCUAGCUAAUGUCAAAGCUAAACUUGCCUAUUGCUCGGAUUUGAGCGCCUCUUCUCAACAGGAUCUGGACAAAAAGAUGACCACGAUUCAGGAUCUCCUCAUGUACAAGGAAGAAGGAUUUACAAAAGUGCAGAAUACUGUGGAACUUGCUCAAGCAGUCUUGGCCAAUACAGCGCCCGCUGGUCAUGAAUCCAUUAACGACACUGUAGACCGGCUCAAGGAGGAAUGGGGUUUGCUAGCUUCGAAAAUGAUGGACACCAAAGCCAAUUUGGAUGAAAUUGUUUCCAAAUGGGCCGGUUUCUUGGAACAAAUUCAUCUGCUGAACAAGAUUGUUGAAAACGUUGAAUCUUCGCUAGCUGAGAAUACGGUGCUCCAGAACACACUGUCCGAAAAACGGUCGCAACUAGAGCGUUUGAAAAAUCUCGAAGAGAAAAUCAAAUGCGAAAGAAUCGAAGUAAAAAGCCUCAAGAGCAAAGCGGCUGAGAUGAUGGCCAGUGGACAACAGAACCAAGCCGCAAUUCAAGCUCAACAAAUCCUCGAAAAGUUUCAGCGUUUGGCUGAACAGAUAAAGACAGCUAAAACCAAAGCUGACGAAGAAUUCCGAGCUCACAAGGCCUAUAAAGAAGCUUACGACGAUUUAAUGACAUGGAUCAGCCGUGCUCGCGAGAAAGUGCCUGUCAUGAAGCAUCGCCCGUUGGGUGACCGGUUGGCCAUCGAAGAGUCAGUCAAAGAUCUAACUAGUUUGUUGAAUAAACAGGCUCAAGGCCAACUGAAAGUGGAGGAUAUGCAACGCAAGAGUCAAGUGCUUUUGGCCACGACGGCACCGGCUGGACAGGAUACCAUCCGAAGCGAGGUUCGCGCCCUCCAGGAGAGUUUCGAGCUUUUCUUUAAAGAAGUUCAGUCACAAAAAGAUCAGCUGUCUCGCACAGUCGUCCAAUGGCGUGAAUACAAAGAAGAGUACGAACGAUUGUCAGACUGGAUUCAACAAACAGACAUUGAGAUCAAAGCGCAAAAGAACGCAUUGCUGUCAACUCUGCAAGAAAAGGAAAAACAAGUAGCUGCGAUUAAGGACCUGGUUGACCGACUGGACAAAGGUGAACAGCAGAUUAAUAAGUUUAACGAAAUGGCAGCCGGGUUACUGUCCUCGCAUUUGGACACGUACGUCAACAAUCAGCUGCGUCAUUUGAAUUCACGCUACCAAGUGGAGAAGAACCUCGUGAAAGAUGUUAUGUUGAAGAUUGAAACUAACGUCGAGCACCACCGACAGUACGAUCAAACCCUGGCCAAAGCUAAUCGCUGGAUCGAAGACGCCCGGCGUGUUAUCAAAACAAGCAGCGAAGCUCAGGUGGAAGGUGAGAGCAGCAAAGAGGAACUUCAAGAGCAGCUGAAUAAAAUCCAGGACUUGUUGAAACGACAAGAGGAGGGUCAGACCUUGGUCCAUUCAACUGUUAAUUUUGGCGAGAAGGUGGCCCGCUACACCCGUUCGGAUGGCCGCGAAGAAAUUCAGUCAACACUGAAAAGCCUUCAGCAGGAUUGGGAACGUUUGGUUCGCAAGAUGGCCAACACUAAAGUGGCGUUGGAGACAUCUUUACUUCAAUGGGCGGAUUAUUCAUCUUCAUGCAACAACUUGAAGAAAUGGAUUAGUGAGAAAGAGGCCAAGUUACAGCAAGUCUGUGAACAGAAGGUCUCCAUGGGUCGUAAGAGCAAUCCUGGAUCAGGAAUGAGGACGCUAAGCUUGGGUGCCCGUCAAGCUACUUUACGACGGACUAGCAGCUUUGUCCAGGAUAUUGUCUCGUUUGAGCCAAUGAUCGAAUCCGUCACAUCCAAAGCUGACGACUUGCUCCAUCGCAGCCCAACCACUGCAGAGAUCAGUAACAAGUACCAGAGUUUGAGUCGACAAGCUCAUGAAAUUUAUGCCAAACAAAAACAAGUCAUGGAUGUACAUCAGUCCUUCAUCGAUGCUGGCAAUGAAUUCAUGCAUUGGCUAAGGGCCGCCAAAGAAAUGGUGAACAAGCUGUCGGAACCGACUGGCGAUCGCGAAUCAUUGAGCAGCAAAGUAACUCACGUCAACACGAAACUGAUGACAGACAAAGCAGAAGGUCAGCAAAAGCUGGAAACGGCCCUCGAAAAAGCUGAGGCUGCUUGCAAAGCUAGUGACGAGGAAGAUCGCGAUAUCGUCGAAGAAGAGGUAGCCUUCUUGCAGGAAGAAUUUGACAAUUACUGUGAGGCUCUAGCCAAAUUGAAGGAAUCUCUUGAGUCGGGGUUAGUCAAAUGGACCGAGUACGAAGACCAGUAUCAAGAUGCGGUCGAAUGGUUGGCACAAACUGAAGGUACUGUUCAAACAUUCAAUCGUCUGCAGAAUACGCUGGCAGAAAAAAGAGACAUUCUGGAACAGUUCCAGAAUCACUUGCAAGCCGUCUUUGACUGGCAAAAGGAUCUAGACCGGUUGAACAUGCGUGCCCAACAACUUUUGGAAACAUGUGCCGAUUCACGUGUCUCCAAUGCUGUCACUUCCAUCACUACCAAGUACAACGCCUUGCUGUCACUCGCCAAAGAAAUCAUGCGCCGGCUGGAAGUGCAUUUCCAGGAACACCAACAGCAUAGUGCCCUCUUCCAGGAAUGCCAAGAAUGGAUAGAGCGGACUAAAGAGAAGGUGGUGGAAUCAAGCGGCUCCGGCGGUUCGGAUAACCUGUCUGAACUUAAAGGUCGUUUACAUCAAAUCAAGUGCAUCCGUCAGUCACUCGAACAAGGGCACCACAAGUUACGAUACAUUCAAGAGCUUAAGGAGCGUGUAAUUCUGAAUACGGAGCAAUCAGGCGCCCAGCAAAUCCAGGACAACACAGAUGUCAUUCGCGCUGAUUUCGAUAAAUUGUCUCGCGAUGUCCAGGAAGCUCGUGAAUCACUAAGCGCCCGUAUAUCCAUCCUGGAGGACAUUGACAAGGCACAUCAAAUGUUUGUCGAUUGGCUGCAGGAGAUUAUGGAUAAAGUACCUUCACCCGUCAACGCGCAAGGAGCUGAAGGCCUUACGGACUUGAGUGAUAAGAAAUCCGCCCUGGAGAAGUACAAAGUCUUGCUCCACGAUGCCUUGUCUCAUGCUGAUGUUCUACAAAGAUUGCAAGAUAAAUUGGCAGCUCAACCGGAUCUGCCCCGUGAAGAAUACGAUUCCAGUAUUGAACGUUAUGAACAACUUAAAGCAACCAUUCAAAAGACUAUAAGUACGAUGGAAGAGCUUGUUCAACAGCACGAAGAGUACCGACAAGGCUACGUCGAUGCAGCCGAUUGGAUCCGCCGUACAAGACUCGACAUCCAACAGUAUGGCGAUUUUAACGGUGAACGUGAUGCUGUUGAAGAAAAACUACGUAAAUGCUGUGAACUUCGUCAGACUUACCCGGCUGGAGAACAACUCGUUGACAAGGCAGUUAAACUGAGUGAUGUCGUCAUCACCGGUUCGAGCACAGAAGGACAGGAAGCAAUUAAACAAGAACUUGUUCAGCUACGUAACGAAUGGGAAUCACUAGUGUCCUCUUCGGAUGAGACACUCAAGUCCCUUUCUGAUUGCUGCUCGGCAUGGUCUGACUUCCAAGACGUCUUCCAGCGAAUGAAGAAAUGGCUUACUGAAUUUCAAGCCAAAUGGCUUGAAGAGUCGACCCAUGAUACAACAGAAGAAGCUGUUGAAUCUCGACUUGUCCGUUGUCGGGAGCUGUUGAAAGAGGGUGAAAGCCAAAAGUCUUGGUUGGAGGAUUUGAACGACCGUUGCGAGAUUCUUAUGGAACUUAGCACAUGCAGCCGCGUACGCGAAGAGACUGUUCAACUCCAGGCUGGUUUCACAACUGUAAUGGGCAAUGUCCAGAGUUUACUGUCUCGCUUGGAGAAAACGAGAACAGACCACACUGAUUUCGUCACUUCCAAGGCAGAAUUUGCCAAUUGGCUGGAACGUGCUCAAGGUACCGUUCAAGAUUGCUCCGGCCAAUGUGGCAGUGAAGCGAGCACCAAGGAAAAGUACGAAUUGGUCCGUUCCAUUGCCAGUCGUCUUACAGAAGGUCAACACUUGAUGAACGGUAUGAUGGACUCAUUCACCAAGGCCCUGAGUGCCAGCAGACCGCAAAGCAAUCCAGACGAGCAACAGAAAGGAUUUAGAGCAGAAAUUUCUACAUUACGGGCUAAUUGGGACCAACUGAAUAUCGACGUUAACAGCACGCUUUCUCAUCUGAAGGGCGUUAUCAACCGAUGGGAAGAAUUCCGCGAUGCUUGCAUUCGCAUGGAUCAAUGGUUGGUAACCAAUGAGCAAGUGCUAUCAGAUUAUCCACAAUCAAAAGGUGAAGUGGGCGAAAUGAAAACACUCAUGGAACGUCUCAAGAGUCAACAGAUGGAGUUUGAAAGAAAGAAAGCUGAUUUGGAUCAUUUGCGACGCGAGGCCAGUGAGCUUUCCGCUUCGGCAAACGAUCACAAUUGCACAGCUACGGUUGACCAGCUUCACGACAGGUGGGAAAAGUUAGCCGCUGUGGCUGCGAAUUAUCACACUCGUUUGGAAGAGGAAAUUCAAGAGUACAAUGCCUAUCAUCAAGCCCUUCAAGACACGGAGAAAUGGAUCUUGCAGACUUCUUUCCAUUUGAUGGCGCAUAAUUCGAUGUACAUCACUACACGCGAUCAGACUGAAGAGCAAACUAAAAAGCAUAAUGAUCUGUUGGCAGAAAUAUAUUCGUACCAAAGCACUAUGGAUGACGUCAGGUGCAAAGGCCAGGGACAAAUUGUUCGCUACACAACUUCCAAUGCUGCAAUUAAGGGCGUAAUCGAGAAGCAAUUGGGCAAUGUUCAGGCUAGCUACAAUGCACUGUUGAACACGGCCCUUCAAAUUAAGCAACGCCUUAACGAUUCCCUCAUCAAGUUCCAAGAAUACGAGGCCAUUAUCGAAAGCAUCUUGCACAAUCUGAAGGAGUGGGAACCGCACAUUGCUGAGCAGUUGGAUACUUCCGUCGUCUCGAUCGAAGAUUGUAAAAAACAGUUGGACGAUAUAAAGGUUACCCAUGCUAAACUUCAGAUUGAAAAGACUCGUCUUGCCCUCGCUGUUCAAGCCUGUGAAGCUGCCGCAGCCUGUAUUUCUCGACCCAAUACACCCCAAGAUCCACUUCCAUACCGAGUUCCUGAAAACGAGCUGAACGCUCGUACAAAGCUGGAAGAUUUCCUUGACCAGGAAAUGGAUGUACCCCUGGCCAUAGGCAGCAUGUGGGCAUUUUUGGAUUUGGUCGAAAACGAGGAUUUAACAAAUCGAUUGGAUAAACUAGAAGAGAAGGUCCAUUCACGAAUUACCGCUCUGACAGCCAUCAAUACGGAUCUCGACGACUUUACACGUCGAAGGCAAGCAGUUCUCCAAUGGGCCACUGAAUUAAAAGGUACCAUUAAUGACUUGAAACAGCGCAAGGCUCGUCUUAGACCUGAAGCGGCCCAACACGAUAUCACUCAAUUAAUGGAUACGAAACAAGCAAUUACGGAAAAGCAAGGAGUAGUGGACGAAAUGGAACUGCAACUUAUGUCCUCCGCACCUGAAUCGAUACCUUGCGUCGUCGAACUGCGCGAGGAAUUGACCAAUCUUAAUGAUGAUGUUUCGCUAGUGCUCGACAAGAAGAUGGAUAUGCAGAAUUUGGUGGAAGAAUAUCGCAUGAUGCUCCAAGAUUUCUUCACUUGGCUGGACACUCUAAUUAAGAGAGCCGAGAAUGCGGACAAAGGACGCGGCAAUAAUAUUGCCGUACGCGUCAGUCUGCUGGCACAAUUGACCGCAGAAACAAGCCAAGGAAAACCAAAGCUAGCUGACCUUGCUGUCAAGGCUAAAGAGAUAUCGGAAAUCCUCAGCACCUUGGACAGCCAGCAAGUUGAAGAACAAUUGAAAGUCGCCGAGAGAAGAUUCGGUGAUGUUGAGCGCCGUAUGCACAGGAAACUUCACUUGUUGCAAACAACGCACCAAGGUGCCGAGAGCGCUACAAUGGACAUUGCUCUGAUCAGACAGUGGGUAUCCGAGAAAACUGCACUAGUCCGCGAUAAAGAACUGAUGGGAUAUCGAACCAAGAGCGCUGACAUGAAACUGCAACAAAUAAAGGGUCUUUGCAAAGAAGUUGAGAUGCAACAGUUGGUUAUCGAGAAUCUGGAACUGAGAGUUUCUAGCAUUGCAUCUGACUUGGAUGCGGAGGAACAAGCCCAACUUCGAGCCGAUUUGAAAAGCCUGGCUGGUGAGUACAGGACUCUUUGCCAGGGCGUCAGGACCUAUGAGCAGGAAUUGGAUAAAGCAGUCAGCGACAGGCAACAUUUUGAGGCUCAGCUGGAUGAUACACAGAGGAAGUUAGCAGCAUUGGUCGUUCAGAGCCAAGGUUACGAUUUACUACCGCUAGCAUCAACAGCUACCGAGAAACUAACCGAGAAGUUCAAGUCUUUGAAGCAAGCAGUCGUGGACUUUGAAUCCAGUGAGAUGAACGAGUUUAAGAAGCAGCUUCAGAAUCUAACGAAAACCUGUAACGAUGUCGCCAAGAACGAGUUGCAAGAGAUUUUGCAAACUAUGGAGGGACAACUGGAAGAGCUUUUGGCCAGCCUGAAUGCCAUGUUGUCUCAAUUUGAUGAUGCCACUCGUCAACGCAAAGAGCUCGAAGGAAUCACCGAAUUCUGCCAACACUGGUUCAAACAAGCAGACAUCAACCUGGCUGUUGAAAUUCGAAACUCUACAAGUCCCGAAAUCUUGGUAGAACACAUCAUGGUGUUCGACCGACUGCUACAAGAGGCUAUUGGUGUGAAGGACAAACUAGAUGCUGCAGUGUCUCACAAGGACUUCAUUUCGGGCUCGUUGAAUAAAGCGGAUCAAAUGGAAAUCCAAGGGAAUGUUCAAAGUCUGCUUGAUGGCUACAAUCGUAUCCAUGCCGGUAUCGAGGAGCGCAGCCGGACCCUUCAAUCUUACGUUAACCAGCAACGAGAGAUUGCGGUUAAAGUAGAGGAAAGCAUCGUUUUCCUCAACAAAAUCCAGGAAGACGUUCGUGCAUUAAAUAAGCCAAUAGGCUUCCGGCCAGAAGAUACGCAGACGAUGCUCAAUUCGUACGAGCAACUGCUUGCAGAGUUACGAGUUUAUCGUGAAAAGAUGGACGAUUUGCAGCACAGAACUACAGGAAACAGCGGUGAUUUAGCGGCGAUUGUGAAACAACAAGACGAUUUGAUCGCCACAAUCGAAGGACAAAUUAAGAAACUUCGCCAUCUUCUACUCUUGAGACAGCAAUUCAUGGCCUUGGUGGCUGAGAUUACAACGUUCAUUGCCAGGUACAACGAAGUCAUUCACGAUAUUGAGAAAGGUGGCAAAACGGCACAAGAAAACAUUCGUCGCUACGAUGAUGUGAUCUAUAAAAUCCAAGAAUGUGAAGGACAACUGGCCACUGCCCAAGACAAGGGAGAGCAAAUCGCAGCGGAAGGAUCGGUUACUGAUCGCAACACUAUCACGGAGCAAUUGACAUCGUUGAAACAUCAACUGAGUGCGCUCAGACGGGCCGUUGAGAAACGUCGAGGUGAGCACGAGAACGCGGCCGCUGAGUACAAACGCUUAGCUGAGCAACUCGACGAAUUACUGGAUAAGAUGCAUGAACAAGAAGCCAUUAUUCGAUGUCGUCCAUUGCUCCAAUUGACGGCUGAAAGCGUGGAACAGGAGAGCAGCAAGCACAAAAUUCUUGCAGGCGAUGUCAAAUCUCUAUUGUUGACCACCGAGAGUCUCUUCUCGUCGAUCCCACAAGACAGCAUGAUUCCUUCAACAUUACAAGAACGCAUCAGUGAAGCCACCUUCCUUCGUGACACACUACCAACCGAGUUGGCUGCCAGAGGCGACUAUCUCAAGGAGCAGUUGGCAUUGCGUUCGAAGUAUGAAAGCGCCAUCCGACGUCUAAAUAGCUGGAUGGACGAAGCUAGACUUCGUCUCAGACCACCGUCUAACGGCGUAGACUUUGAACACAUUGAGAAAGAACUGAACGAACACAAGGCCUAUUUCGACAAUGAGGAGCUGUCGCCCCAACCCUUGCUGGAUAGCAUCAAAACAACUGCUGAUGAAAUUUUGCAGUCAGUUGAUACACCACAACAGAAUGACCUGCAAAGUGAGGUCACUACACUUACAGAAUCAGCCAAGAAUUGUCUGACAGCGGCGAACGAUCGACAAGAUCAACUGGAAAAGGACUCGCGUGCCUACAAGGAUUAUGAAAAAUCGUUAGAAGAAGUCAAACAAGCCAUCGUGGCCAAUAAGCAAUCAGUGGAGGAGAUGGCCACCAACAUUCCGGCCUUGAAGAAUCUGAUUGCUUCCCUGGAAACCAAGCUGGUCGUCCUCCAAACGGAACAAGCGAAGUUGAAAACUUUACAGGACAAGGUAAAAAAAGUAGAGCAGCGUGCGGAUGUCGCCAGUCGGCAGACGAUCCAGGAGAGCUAUGCGGUGGUGGCCAAAGAUUGGCGUGACAUCCAAGAUGGCUUGAUGAUGAGAUGCAGCUAUCUUAACGAUUUGGUCGACACUUGGGAGCUUCUAAUUUCCAAAUCUCGUGCUCUCGGAGUCACCUUGACCGGAUUGGAAGAAUCUGUUCAUCGUUUAGACAUGGAAGGCCGAUCACGCAGCGCCCUAGAAGAAACACGUCGAAACUUACAAGAAUUCGAGUCUACCAUUAUCGCAGUAAAACCGCAGUUGAAAGAGGUUGACGACCUGGCCAAGGAUGUCCUGGAUUACCUCAGCUCUUGUGAAGUGACUUCGCUCUCUAUUCGCGGCGAUCUCAACGCUUUGGCUGAACGCCAUUCAUAUUUACUGGAGACAAUUCAAGCACGUCUGCGUCGCGUCGUCGAAGAAGCCAAUUAUUUCGACGCCGUGCUGGACAGCAUGAAUCAAGUGCAAACCGGCCUGGAGAGACUACUGGCUGAGAUCACCGAUUUCGAUGCUUUCGGCAGCCAAGCUGAACGCGUCGAUCAAGAGCUGGCGAGCUUGCGCGAACGAUCGCUUAGCUGCAAAGAAGGAGUUCGUGCUUUGGCACAAGCGGCAUCGCAGCGAUUCGCUCAGCUGGAUCAGACCAAGCCCGUUGAAGUGGACAAGCACGUUGCUAUUUUGGAAUUGCUGAGCGAGAAAGUCCUAGCUGCCAUGGAGGAAAAAGAUAAUGAAGCCAAAAGGGCGCGCACCGUUCGCUACGAGUACCACCGCGACGUCGAGCAGGUCCAAAGUUGGAUAUGCCAGGCCGAGGGGCGUGUUCAAGACCGCAAUCUCGAGCCACAAACUCUCAAAGAAUUUCUUCAGGAAUUACAAUGCGAAAUUGGUUUAAUUACGGAUCAAAUGGACCGUGUUUCACGCCACGGCCAACUUAUUUGUCAGAGGACACGAGACGAACACGAGCAACAGUUGGUGCGAACCACGCUGUCCAAUUUGACCGACCAGUUGCAACAAGUUCGCUCCUGGCUCGAAGAGAAGAAGCUUCAGGUUGGAGACUCGAUCGACUCCUGGCAGCGCUUCUUGCAGCUGCAUGCGUUGGUUAUCGCAUGGGUCGAUGAAAAGAAAGGCUUCCUGGCAGAACCGCUCCAUUUAAUCAGUUUGGUACAGGCCCGCCAAAAAUCCCAGGAUUACAACAUGGCCGUUAAAAGCUGCAAGGUGGCCACGAAGAACGUCAGCGAUAUGGGCAAGGAGCUGUCACGCAUCUCGCAAGUGUCGAGCGUUGGCGCGCUGGCUGAUCAGAUGGCCGAAGCUGAGCAGAGCAAAACUGAAGUUGAGACCCAGCUACAAGAAAGGAGUGCAUUGCUUCAAGAGAUGACGGAAGAAUGGGAGCAAUGCGAGAAGAAGCUUAAGGACGUCAAGAGUUGGCUGGAUAAGGCCCGGCAGACGUUGGACUCCCCACUGAACAAGAAACGGCCAUUGCGCGAUCAGCUGUCGCUGCGUGAAAAAAUGCUGGGCGACGUCACCAUUCAGAAGACCAAAAUCAACAUGUCUAUCGAAAAAUUGCAGGUGCAUUUCCGCUCGGGAGUGACUGGAUCACCGGACGUUGUUCACAACAGCACAGAGCUCAUCGAGCAGUUGGACGCCCUUUUGGCCGAAAUCAACCAACAAUGUAAAACGCUGGAAGCGGCCGUCAUUCAACUAGACCAACUGCAACAGGAGAUCCAAGGAUUGCGAGCGCAGGUAGUGCAGGUGGAUCAACAAUUACGCAUGGUUUCCAGUCCCACUUAUUCACCAUUGGAUCGCGACAAGGCUUUGGCAGAACAAAAUGCAUUGCAGUCCCAUCUAUGCUCCGUUUGCCAGCAAAUCCAACAACUGCGAAUGCGUAUGACGGAAAUCGACCCCUACUUGACUCUGGCGGAUGACGGAAUCGAACGCUCCCUGAUGGCAGCCGCUGCCGACUGGCAAUCCCGUGCGCCGAUGGAACCCAGCCACCCCGCCCCUCAUCCUCCCCCCCAGACCUCCACCGAUGUUCAAUCGAUCCCUCCACCCCGCUGCGAUGACGUUCAAAGCCCUGUUAGGGAAACUAUCAGCACCUCGACCACCGCAGCGGCCCUUAAAAACUCGGCUCUACUGACGCUCGAGAAAUUCUCUUACGCCGACAUUGCUGCUGGAAGGAGGAGUCCCAGUGUGUCUCGCCAGACGACGUUCGAAAGCCACGCUGAACUGGUGGAGCCAGUCAGCGAACCCGUGCAAAUCGACGUAGUCGAGCCACCAGUUAAACUCGCAAUCGAAAUUCAAGUGCCUCAAAUUCAAGAAACUCUUCCUGGACGAUCUCGCUGGGAGCAACAACAACAAGAAAAACUUGUUCAAUCCGACGAUCCGGCUGCCGAAACGAAACAUCCUAGCCGCAGUGAUCUACGUCGAAGAGCCGCUGGAGGUAAACAAAAACGAUCGAUUGAUCAGGAAUCAAACAAACAUGGCAGCCAAGAGAGGCAUCCUCCAGUAACUCCUGCCGAAUCAUUCGACGUUCAAGUCCAAGAAGAGCCAGUCAUCGAAGAAACCAAGAUGGUACAAGAAGCAGUUCAAGAAACUGGAACCCGGCCAAAAGUGGCAACAACAGAACGUCGCAGUUCAUCAAAUUUGUCACCACCAUCCGAUUCCGAGAAACGAUCUCGCAGUCCGUUGUGGAUGCCGGGAUCGGGGGGUCCAUCGUACGCCGAUAUCUUGCGUGGCCAUUACAUCCCUCACCACCAACGAGGAAUGACUGGCAUAGUCGACAGUCCGCAACAGCAACAACAACAACAGGAACAGCUUCGACGUUAUGGCGGAGAUAGUAUCGACGAAACUAAUAUGGCCGAUGAAGUUGUUGUCCCAGCUGAAGACACUCAGCAAACUGCCCUACCUGAAGUAAUUGAAGAAUCCAGUCCAGUGACUCAAGUCCCGGAACAAACUCAACUGACUGAUGCUACCUGGGUCCCUCAUCAGCAUGCAGUCUACGAUGAACCAAUCCAACAACAACAACAACAAAUUGGAUAUCCAGAAUCCAUGUUCCAACCGAGCAAUCUAUCUUUUGAGACUCAAUACGCAUCUGCACCUGAUGCUGAAGCCGUUUUUGCGGCAAAUUUCGAUCUGAUGGCUCUUCAACAAGCUUACGCUCAGCUGGAGUACGGUAAUUUACCUGUCGCCUACCCUCUGGCGGCCUUUCCUAUCCAGCAGACGGUCAACGUUCCUCAGAAUUUUACGUUCAAUGUCGAGCAACCAAGACAAGAAUUUACGACAUCCACUCCAACUCCGACCGCACCGCAAAUUCAAGAACCCGAGGCCCAAGUAAUCGCUGCAACUCCAGUCCAACAAAUAGCUGAUGCACCUGUUGAAGUUACCAAACCCGUUGCUACGAAUGUAGCCAAACUGUCGUACGCGCAGAUCUUGGCAGCUGGACUCCGAGAUCCGGCAGAGUCACCACACAGAAGGGAUUCAUCGGGAUCGGCUGGAUCGGGAUGCACCUCGUCUUCCCCCCGGCCUUCACAAAAUACUAUCCCCAUUGUUAGCGACAAAGCAGCAACCGAUUCUGCCCCAAGUCCUUCACGACUUUCAGUGCCAGAACGAGGCGUUUCUGAGCCUCGUGAGCCUCGCAGUCGUCAACGCAUUUCGAAAGGCUCAAAAUCCAAGAGCUUCGAUGUUCGCGAAAAAGACCCUUCGUCGUCUUCCAAGCCCAAAUCACCCCACGGUGCAUCUAAGCUGGCGACUCUUCCUGGACGCUCGAUGGAGGCCAAGACUCGCCCAAAGAAGAAAGCUCGUAACGCUAGUUUUAAUGAGGAUAAGGAAUGGACACCUGUAUCGGUUCAAGUGUCACCUCCGCCUCAGGAAACGCUGAUGCCACCAGAGCCGAGUCAAGCGCGUAGUAAAUCACCUGGAGGUAAUCCACCAACGUCAGAACCGGAAAUGACAAAAGCCAUGAUGACGUUCUACGGCAUUAGCUCUGAAGAUAUCGAACAGCUGAUCAGCAGUCGUUCUCAAGAUUCUGACAGUGAUGCGGAAGUGGCCGGAGUAGAAGCAACCACCGAGAAGAAAAAGAAACAUUUACAGAAAAAGAAGAAAAGGAAGUCGUCCAAAGUACCGGAUGAAGAUGAAAUUGAAAAAGCUUUGCGUGAAAUUUCCGAAUUAGAGAGGACCAAAAAAUCGAAAAUGAGGCGAACUCCCUCUCACGAAAUGAAGAGCUCGAUUGCGGAGGUGCCCGUGCAGAAAGCUCAAAAAGUCCAGUCCAUUAAUUUGGAAGUACCGGAGCCUAAGAAAAGAGACAAGAAAUUAAAGAAAGCUGCUUCCGUCGGUGGCGGACAUCCAGAUAAAUCAAUUGUCAAACCGGAUAGCUCUCCUCAGCCCUUGACAGAGGCCAGCACUGGAUGCGAUUCUGCUACUUCCAGCUCUGGAUCGCCCGAUCCAUCUGCGCACAAGCAGCGCCGCGAUCGAAUUAAAAGAGCCAAAACAGUCAGUUUCAAUGAAGAAAGCUUAAACAAAUGUGGACCGGCACCUGUUACCGAAUGCCAGGUGAACAAGGAAGAGGCUAUUCCUAAAGCUGAAACUGCACUAGAAAACGAAGCAGAAUUUGUCGUAUUGAAUUCACAAGGUCUCGAAUCUGUUGGCCAUCUGGUGGCCGAUGUAGAAAGUUUAAUGGAAGAUGCCAUGAGUGACGAUAUCGUCGUUUUGGAAACGGAAAAUUUGGCAACAAGUCCCGGUCCGAUUGAAGGGCACAGAACCCUAGACCCGCAAAUACUAGAAGACGUGUUCACAGAAACAACUGCCGUAUUUCAAUCGCACGUUUGCCCAGAAAUAUACGAAGAGGAAGAAGAAUGCGUUCCAGUGGUCGAUGAUCAGUUGAAGGAAGAAUCGAUUUCCUCUCCAACGGAACCAGUAGCCGAUGCCGACCGGAUGGAAAAAGAAAUUCCGGCAUCCGAAGGCGCAUCAGGUCUUUUGAAUGUGGCCGAAGAGAACAAUGAUGACAAGAUCACCAUCGAAACGACAGAAGAGCUCCCCCUCGGCAGUCAGUCAGCUGCCGCCAUGACUCUUUUGCCACUCGAAGUUCGCGUCACUCUCCGUAAAAUCUCGGCCACUAGUACUGUCCCAUUUCAGCCGGAAGAACUCGAGCUACGCGCGGAUGAUACGUCUGCUAAAGACCAGCAACUUAGAGCUACUGAAUCCAUCGAUUUAGAGCCAGCCGCUCUGGAAAUCACAUCAGCAAUGAUUUUCAAUAACAGCGAUAGCGAAACAGUUGGCGAACUGGAACAAGACACUGAAUCUCCUGUCCUCAACGCUGAGACGGCUGGAAUCGACAUCUUGACUUGCAUAUCAGCCGUAACGCAUUCACCGCCAGUAGAAAUGAUCACAGUGGAACAACUUCCGAUUCUAGCUCGUCAGGUUUCAUUGGCAGACGAAGAAUAUGCCGACGAAUCGGAAUUGAGCUUACCCCCUUCGACUACUCCUAUUCCAGCCAUGCAGGAACGUGAAGAGGAAGCACUCACUUUAGCCACGAUGGAAGAACCUCCCACCACAAAAAUGUAUGUUCCAGCCGUAGAACAGGAGUUACCAAGCCAAGAGCAAAUGGUGGACAUUGUGGAAGCUCUGCUCGAAGAACCGGAAGCCAAUUUACCGGAAGAACCAGUUAUUGAAACACCCGCCACCGUUCAAUUCUCAGUCGCAGUGGAAGCCCAACCAACCGAACCUUUCCCUGCAGAAAAUUCGACUGAAGUUUCAGCUCAUCCGACGACAGCCGGAACGACACAGUCAACAAUAAUAUCAGUGCCAUUGCUAACUGAGACACCACCUGAAGCUGGAUCUGUAAGCUCACCAGGUAGCGACUAUAAAGCCCCAUCGAGUCCGUUCGGUUUCGACGAUGCAGAUCACGUAGUCUUGUCGCCACAAUGGAUGCGCCAGCGUUCGCCACUCGGUCGCACGUUUAGUUUGGACCCCCGUAAUCUCUCAACUGCAUUGAAAUCGACACCUGCUUCGCCGUUGGUCAAGGCUCACAGCACUGACUUGUCGGAAUCGUUCGGCACAGAAGAACAGAAAGCAGCUGCCGCCAAGAGCCUGGAGGAAGGUUCGAAAUCUGAAUCACAAACUGGAGGCGAAGCCGACGACGAAGAUGUCGAAGUCUAUUGGCGUCUUCGCGAAAAGAAGAAGAAGAAGAAGAGGCGCAAUCCUAUUACCGCUGUAGCGGGUAAUCCACUUGGACCGAGGGUAUCUGAAUCGUCUUCAGAUGCGCUUUCCAUGGCAGAACCUCAUGGACCGAUGAGUCCAUUAAGCGUUGGGUCAGAUUUGCCCGUUUCUGAAUCUACGUUGACGUCUGAUGAUGAACACCGAACUAAAUGCACCCAAGAUGAUGGAUUCCAAUCCGGGAUUUCUACGCCCAUUCUAUUAUCCGUUGCUUCGCCUGAUUCAGAGUUACCUGAAACUCCCACGGAACUCUUAGCUGAGACCGAAUCAGUUUCGGUGGCAUUAACGGAAACUCUUGGGGCAAACUCACCGAUCACAGCAGAAGUGGCUCUACCAUCAGAGGACAUUGACACGUUGUCUCAAUCGACACUCCAAGAAGAAGAUGUUGAAACAGAAGUGCUGGAGAAGGUGGAAUCGGAGGCAAAUGAAAUUGUUACUGACAUGCCCAUCUUAGCCGGACCUUGUCUUUUGAUGGCUCCAGAAACUGCCGAAGAGUUACAACAACAAAUUUCGCCUACAACUGAAGAAGUUGAGCUUAAAGAUUUGGAACAAACAACCCCAGCUUUUGAAGAAUCAUCAGUUAGUUUCGAUUCACCAGACAAUGAGUGUUUAGAACCAAUAAAUGAGCCGGAAGCCAUUAGCGUUACAGCAAACCAGGCCACAUCCUGGGCCAAUUUGGUAGCAACUGGAAAACCAAAAAUAAGUGAACCUACUCCUGAACCUGAACCGGCUCCGAGACCACCUCGGCCACUACCAACCUUGAUAGUCGUAGGUGAAGAAGAACAUCACGACGUUCCUUGCGAUCCGGAAGGAUUCCAUGUUGGACGGAAAGAAAGGAAAUGGAGGAAAUGGCGGUCAUCGCAAUCUGAGUCGCAAGAUGUCGCGUCAGAUACGGAACACGUUGAAACUCCAUUGGAAGCGCCUCUUCCUUCCACGGCUGAACUCGCCGUUGAAGAAAUUGUGGCCGUCAAACAAGUUCCUCCUCCAUCACCAGCUGAAAUCAGCAGCUCAGAAUCGGACCAAGAAAUGGCCGAACCGAUUCGGGUGGUUGUUCGAUCCAAAGUGCAGAAGAUGGCCAAAUCCGUUCGCGAACUGGAGCAAAGAAAGAGACGUUCUCGCCUUUCAGAGUCCGAGCAAGAAGUCCUGGAACUAGCCGAAGCUAUUGCUGCGAAUAGAUCAAUUCCGUCCGUCCGGCCGCAAAAGGAUGAUCAUCUCAGAAACAUUUACUUGGAUUCCUGGCCUAAAUGUUCAGCAUCUGCUUUAGACAAUUCUGAAAAAUGUUUGUGGAUUUUGCAACAAUCGUCGGGACAUAAAACUGAGGCGACUGAUGAUGUUCCAGAAACUGUUGAUUUGCAAUCAGAGGAAUUAGUUCCGAUUGAAGAGAAUAUCGGAGGAACUGAAGCAAUUCCCUCUGCUGAAACUCAAGUUUUGGAAACCGGAGAAAACGAGCCGAGUCAAACAGUUGAAAAAGACAUGGAACAGACUCAAUUGAUUGAACCUGAAGCUUUGGAAAAGAAUCUUGAAACUGUUGAACUAUGCCAAGAAGUUGAAGAACAGGUUGAAACUGUGGUACAACCGGAUGAAACCACAGAACAUGAAGAAAUCCCUCAAAUAGUUGAAGAUUCAGAGAAGGAAACAAUUAAAGAAGAACCUUGUCAUCCAUCAGUUAUCAGUUGGGCUACUGUAGUUGCCACCAGCAAACCAAUAAUUACAGAAACCAAAGAAGAUGAAGAGGAACCAGUGCGACCCAAACGUCCGUUGCCCACUUUGAUCGUGGUUGGAGAGAGCGAACAGCCAGUCGCUGUUCAAACCGAUCCGGAUUCGUUUACUGAAUUUGUAUGUCGUAGCGAACGUCGUCGCAGGAAAUGGAGAUCAUCCCAAUCUGAAUCUCAAGACUACACCACUGACGAAGAGCAUGUCGAAACAGUUUCAUUGGCUGUCAAAGACAAACCUGAAGAGCAAACCGUCGCAUCCGAGCCUGUCGAAACCAUUGCUGAGCAUCCAGUUAUCCUUCCAUCCACAGAUGUUGUAAAAGAAAAAGAAUCCGACGAAGAAGAAGUCCCUGAUGUUCCAUCAGCCCGUCCCAAGGAACGCAAAACUAAAACACCAAAAGCCUCAAUUCCAUUGAAAGAGACGGAACAAAGAAGGCGUCGGGCGAGGCUUUCUGAGUCGGAAAAAGAAUCUUUGGAUUUGGCUGAGGCCAUUGAACAUGGAGAUCCAAUUCCAGUGCUGUAUCAUAACCUUCAUGCCGAUUCAUGGCCUCAACAUACAACAUCGACUUCUGAAAACCUGUGGGCAGCGUUGCAACAAUCCCCGCAGAACAACCGGAACUUCCGAUGCUAUUCCCAAAAUUGCUGAAGUCGAAUAUAUCCAAAGCGAACCAACCCAACUUAUGGAAUCGAAACUUCCGGAUCUCGAAAGUCUGUUGGUAGCGCCGGAACAAUCUCCGGAAACAACCGAUCCUAUUCCCGAAGUGGCUGAAGUCGAAUCUAUCCAAAGCGAACCAUCCCAAGUUACUGAAUCUACUCUUCCCAAUUCUGAAAACCUUUCGGAAACCCUACAAGAGUCUGCCCAAAA